UUCGACAUGGCGGGCGUUGCGGCUCCCAUUUACAGGUAUGUCUAACCUGGCGAACAUUCUAGAGAAUACCUCCAUGGUUGUCACUUUCGGAGCUGUCUUGUCGAGCCAAAUCCACCGAUGCCGGCGCGGAACUCCCUCCGGGGGUUGACGACAACCGCACUACCAACACGUUGUGCUGCACGUCCCAUCUCUCCCCGAGUAAUACGGGGGUUGAGGUGCGCAUCGUGCCUGAGCUCUGCUGCGGGCACGAGACGGCCUCUGACUGCUGCUCAGCUGCCGCCCACAAGGACCCGGGUUGUUGUCGGGCGGGCGAGAGGGUUCAAGACCGACGUCAAGGUUGGAGGUUCGGGUCUGGAGCCGCCUCCCUUUGCGUUUGCUUUUGACAUCGACGGCGUCCUGCUUCACGUCGCCAAGCCGAUUCCCGGGGCUGCUGAGGUGCUCCGGUUCCUGAACGACUACAACAUCCCCUUCAUAUUGCUCACCAACGGCGGCGGCAAGCACGAAAGGGACCGUGUCCGGGAUCUCAGCGAGAAACUGGGCGUCCAGCUGUCCACAGACAACUUUGUCCAGUCUCACACGCCCUUCCAGGAGCUUCUCGAAGGGCCGGACAGCCUGCGGGACAAGACGGUCCUGGUGACGGGGUCCGACUACGAGAAGUGCCGUUCCAUCUUCAAGGAAUACGGUUUCCAAAAUGUCGUGACUCCAGCCGACAUUUUCGCCGCAGACCCGACCAUCUUCCCCUUCCAGUCCGCUUCCUCGUACCCCCACCCGAGCCAGCCCCUCCCCAAGCCGCUCUACAACAAGCCGACCCUCGACCGGGCAUCCCUCCCCUCACAUCUCAAGAUCGACGCCAUCUUUGUCCUCAACGACCCCCGCGACUGGGCGCUCGACACCCAGAUCAUCACCGACCUCCUGCUCUCCCACGCCGGCUACCUGGGGACCUACUCCCCGCUCAACGGCAAGGGCAACGGCGACAACGGCGGCGGCUGGCAGCAGGACGGGCAGCCGCGGCUCUACUUCAGCAACGCCGACCUGCUGUGGAGCGCGGGCUACCACCUGCCGCGGCUGGGCCAGGGCGCGUUCCAGGCUGCGCUGGCGGGGCUCUGGCGGCGCAUCACGGGCGGCGCCGCCGAGCUGCGGCGCACCAGCAUCGGCAAGCCCUUCGCCGAGACGUACCGCUUCGCCGAGCGCGUCCUGGCCGCCCACAGGCGCGAGGUCCUGCGCGCCAUGGGCCAUCAUGUCCUCCACUACCAGCACCACCACCAGCACCGACAGGAUCCUCCCGCUGAUCUCGCUCCCGAUGGUGGCAGCGGCGGCGGCGGCGACAAGGGCGGGGAGGCGGCGCUGCGGCGGGUGUACAUGAUCGGGGACAACCCGGAGAGCGACGUCGCGGGCGCCAACGGGUACGCCAGCCCGGAGGGGACCGAGUGGGUGCCGGUGCUGGUCCGGACGGGCGUGUGGAGCGAGGCGAGGGGGGGUAAGCUGGAGGGGCGGUUCGAGCCGAGGACGGUGGCGGACGACGUGACGGCGGCGGUGAGGUGGGCGCUCAGGAGGGAAGGAUGGCACCGUUGUGUGACGGAGGACGGGGAGCUACGGUGAUGGGGAGCUUUGUGGUUCCUCUUUUUCUUGGAAAAGGGGG
Messenger RNA from Thermothelomyces thermophilus ATCC 42464, 1639 nucleotides. RefSeq lists its product as uncharacterized. The record is from RefSeq and is a predicted model, not a curated record. Lineage: Eukaryota; Fungi; Ascomycota; Sordariomycetes; Sordariales; Chaetomiaceae. Bases 118 to 1599 code for a protein of 493 amino acids. Gene Ontology annotation, biological process: glycerophospholipid biosynthetic process. Gene Ontology annotation, cellular component: mitochondrion. The transcript is spliced from 4 exons.